Doryrhamphus excisus (bluestripe pipefish) is the source of this 7764-nucleotide messenger RNA. The record is from RefSeq and is a predicted model, not a curated record. NCBI's taxonomy places the organism in Eukaryota, Metazoa, Chordata, Actinopteri, Syngnathiformes, Syngnathidae.
AACAACAACAUAUUUUGCUUGGUUAAAGAGAAAUAAUACAUUCACAAGAGAGUUCCCUGAGUCUCUUUGGUAAAAGCUCAUUCAUUAGUUCAGUUCAAGGAUUAGCAUUAACAUUAAAGAUACAACCAACAGAGACAAUUAUGAAAAAAAAUAACGGCCAAAAUGAAGGUAACACACCAAAAACUUAAACCAAUGACACCACUAUUCACUCAGUCACGCAAUAACAAAUUACCAAAAUCGUAAAAUGAGAAAAAUACAAUUCCGCAAUGGCGUUCAUGGCACGAACGGCGAAUCAAACAAGUAACUUUUCCACAAAACAUAACAGCUUAUUGUGAAAGGUGUGUGCAUCAUACCGCAUCGUUGUUUAAUCCAUCAGCCACCAGCAACCACCGGGAUUUCAUUGUUGCCACACAGUGGUGAUGGUGAAGCCCGGUGUUACAAUGGAUACACGUCACGGUGUAUUACUUUUCCUUCUCUUUUGUUGUCUUGCCACGUUUUCUAGCCUCUUGAAUCUUCCUGCGUCUUCAAACGUGUUGGUGACGUGCAGAGGCCAUGUUUUCUCAGCAGCCACAGGACUUAGUGGUAGUGGCUGGCCAACCUGUGACCUUACCAUGCUCCAUCCCUGGUUACCAUGGUGUUGUACUGUGGAUCAAAGAUGGCCUGGCGCUUGGGGUUGGCAGGGACCUCUCAGGCUAUCCCCGUUACACAGUGAUUGGCGACCACGGCUCAGGAGAACAUCAUUUGCGAAUCCAGCGCGUGGAGCUGAUGGACGAUGCUGUGUUUGAGUGCCAGGCUGUCCAGGCUGCCAUGAGGUCCCGGCCUGCCCGCCUCACUGUGCUCGUUCCGCCCGAGGACCCCAUCAUCAGCGGUGGGCCCGUGGUGAGCCUGAGAGCGGGCGAUCCGCUCAAUCUGACCUGCCACGCUGACAACGCCAAGCCAGCGGCCUCAAUCAUCUGGAUCCGCAACGGUGAGGUCCUAAAUGGGGCCAUGUACUCCAAGGUAAGCCUAGAGACGUUGCUCCGGGACGGGAGGAGAGAAACCACCGUGAGCACUCUUUACCUGUCGCCCUCAAACAUUGAGACAGGCCAACAGAUCAUCUGUAAGGCCUCAAACAAGGCUGUCCCCAACGGCAAGGAGAGCAGUGUCACCAUCGACAUCCAGCAUCUCCCGCUUGUCAACCUCUCAGUGGAGCCUCAGCCGGUUCUGGAGGGCAACCUGGUGAGAUUCCACUGCUCUGCAAAGGCUAAUCCUCCUGUUACACUGUACAGGUGGGCCAAAGGGGGAAGUAUCAUAAAGGAGGUCUCCGGAGACACGUACGAGGUGAUUGUGGACCACUCCUUCUUCACUGAGCCCGUUUCCUGUGAGGUUACCAACCAACUGGGCAGCACUAACGUCAGCCGCAAUGUUGAUGUCUACUUCGGACCUCGCAUGGCUGCGGAGCCUCAGUCCUUGCAGGUGGACCUCGGUUCGGAUGCUGUUUUCAACUGUGCCUGGACUGGAAAUCCCUCUUUGACCAUAGUGUGGAUGAAGAGGGGUUCUGGAGUGGUUCUUAGCAACGAGAACCUUCUUACGCUGAAAUCCGUGCGGCAGGAGGAUGCUGGGAAAUAUGUAUGCCGAGCCGUGGUCCCGAGAGUCGGCGCCGGGGAGAAAGAAGUUUCCCUGACUGUCAACGGGCCACCCACCAUCUCCAGCACUCAGACACAACAGGCCUUGCACGGCGAGAAAGGACAAAUCAAAUGUUUUAUCCGAAGCACGCCUCCCCCAGAUCGCAUUGCCUGGUCCUGGAAAGAGACCGUGUUGGAGUCCGGUACGUCCGGUCGCUACACGGUUGAGACGGUCACCACGGAGGAAGGUGUCAUCUCCACGCUGACCAUGAGUAACAUCGUGCCAGCUGACUUCCAGACCAUUUAUAACUGCACGGCGUGGAACAGCUUUGGCUCCGACACCGAGAUCAUACGCCUUAAGGAACAAGGUGGGAGCCAAGAAUCCCUCCCUGUGGCGGUGAUCAUUGUCAUUGCCGUGGGAGCUUUUGUCGCCCUCAUCGUUCUCAUGGGCACCAUCGGAGCAUUCUGUUGUACCCGCUCACAGAGAAAGGAAGCGCACCUGGUUAUGCCCUCACUGCCCGUCUCCAUCUGUGCUCACCAGAGAGAACUUGCAAGCAAAAUUAAAACAGAAAAUCUGAAAGGAGUGGUGUCUGCGAAAAACGACAUCCGGGUGGAGAUUGUGCACAAAGACCAUAACGCCGCCAGGGAAAAUGAGGAGCAUGCUUCCAUGAAACAGCUGAUGGUGAGUGUGGAUCGUGGGGAGUUCCAGCAGGAAUCUGCUCUGAAGCAGCUGGAGGUUUUGCAAGAGGAGGAGAAGGAGUACCAGCACAUUAAGGACCCCACAAAUGGCUACUACAGCGUCAACACCUUCAAUGAGCACCCGACACCAACCAUGGCAGGGACCCAGUCCACUGAUGGAAGAAAUCCAACCAAUACAGGCACCCUGGGCAAGCAGCGAGUACCGACAGGCAUGUCCUUCACCAACAUCUACUCCACCCUGGGAGCAGGUCCCAAUCGCCUGUAUGACUACAGCCAACGCUUUGUGCUGGGCAUGGGCAGCAGCUCCAUCGAGCUAUGCGAGCGGGAGUUCCAGCGUGGCUCAAUAAGCGAUUCCAGCUCAUUUAUUGACACGCAGUGCGACAGCAGCGUCAGCAGCUACAGCAAGCCGGACGGCUAUGUGCAGUUCGACAAGGACAGCAAGGCGUCGGCCUCCUCAUCCUCCCACUACUCGCAGUCAUCGUCGCAGAACUCAGACCUAACCCGGCCCCUCCAGAAGCGUAUGCAGACCCAUGUCUGACAGCCGGGAUGGGAAGGAUGGUGUAACCAGAACCAGUCUUGGGUUUGAACUUCUGCAGGUGCAGGAGGUUGGUUUGCGAAUGACUUCAUCAGACUUCUCAAUGUCCUCAAAUGUGGAUCAAGAAGCCUUAUAUUCUCCUUUUGCUUAAUCCAUCACCCAAAUCCUGGUUCUACCCCUGUGAUCUUGAGUAGUGCCACAAUUUGCAUCGAAAUUUGCCAACAAAGACUUGGGACGACAGCGACACAGCAAGGCUCCAGGAUUUUUUUUUUUUUUUUUAAUUGCAAUGGAGGACAACCACACAAAAAGUGCAAUCCAGUUCCCCUCUACUCUUUCAUGUCGCGUCAAGCACAACGACUGAACAUCCACAAGGUUUUUAGGGAGUCCACAACUCACCACCAUACCACUACCCCUCCUUUCUUUCAUACUCUGCUCAUACUGUAGCUCAGUUGUCUCUUUGCGUAGGUGGAGGAAAACUGGCCUCUCUCCACUUGCCCACAGACAUGUUUAAGAGGAACAGCUGUACUGUAUGUGGGCCACAAAGCGGAGAAGAUAAAGAAGGGCUGAGACCACAAUUUCAAUCCCAACUUUUACGUUCUGAUAAAACACUAUCAGUGUACAUAUUGUAUAAGGCUGUAAAUUAUUUUCUGACAAGUUAUGGAGGAGUCUUAAACGAGCCGUUGUAAACCCCCCCCCCCCCCCCCCCCCCCAAAAAAAAAAAGUUGGCCUUGAGGAACUGUUUGGGUUGAGUAAGCAGGCGUACUCCUUAUCAGCUGCAGCCUGGUCCAACUAACUGGUCCAACAUCAUACAUGUUGAAUGAUAUGUAAACAUACCGUCAUGCUGAUUCUUACUUUGUGGUUAUUGCAGUGCGUAGUGAGUGUUACUGAUGAAACUGGAGUUGAGUACGACCUUACAGAUUGUCUUGAAUAUAGCUGUUGGAUUUUGGGCUGCGGAUUUAUGCUAAUGAUGUCUUUUUUUUUUCAUCUGCACCAUAGAAAUUAUGAAUUUUGUUUUUCCAAAUGUUAUUUGUUUUAAAUUAAGUAGACUCAAAAAUAUCUGACCAUGAAUUACCUAAAAAUAUUACAAUAAAUUACUGAAUACAAAUAAAUAUUAGAUAUGAUAAUAUUUGAAAAUGUGUAUUGUUUUUAGCUUUUUCUUAUGAUGUACUUUAAAGAAUAUCAUGAAUUACUUGAAAAAUAUAUUGUAAAUUACCAAAUAAUGAAAACAAAAUUGUGCUUUCAAUUAAAAAAAAAAACGCAAAAAUUCAAUAUUGUUAAAUUACAAUUUUCCAGAAAAAAUAAAAUUAUGAAUUCAUUAGGUUAAUAGGUCAAUAUAUAUAUAUAUUUAAUAUGUGUACAAAAAUAUUUCCCUAUGAUUUAUUUUUAAAAAAGUAGUACAAAUUACAUAAGGAGAAAAUGAAUGAAGAAUUAUUUUUUUUAAGCUGCAAAAAUUGUAGAAGAUUUGACUAAUAAAUACGGUUAAGUACAUUGAAUCAUUUUUAUGAUUUAUCUUACAUUAAUAGGUUAAAAUGUACUUUUAUAUCGGUAUGCAAAAAUAAUGUGAAUGAAUUUCAGUCAGUUUCACUGGAAAGGUUUUCAUAUCAAAUACGGAUUUGAAUAGAUAUUCGUACAUUUAUGGGUCAACAAGUUUUCAUUCUGAUUCAAUGUUUUGAGAUGCUGACGUCCCAUCUGAGCAUGUUGUAAUGUGGUAUACUUUAUGCAGGAUCUUGUGAGGCAAAGGGAGGCAAAAUUUCCAAAAUUCUGAAUUCUGUGUGUAUGCAUUGGAAACAUAAUGUGAUGCUACUGUCAUAGCUGCUCAUGCAUUGAUUUGACUUGGUUUUGCUCUGUUUACAUUACAUUUUGUUCAUUUCGUUAAGAGUAAAGACCGACUAGACACAUAAGCGCUCAUUACCCGUGUUUCAAAGUGAAGUGUUGUCAUCGCGCUUUGUGUUAUUGUGAUAAUGAACUGCGACUUUUGGGUUUGUACGAUAAGCAACACUGGGAAAAGCAUAGCUAAAAAUCAAGCGGCCUGGAUGAUGCUGUCUUUUUUUGUUUUUUUAUUUGAACAUGUGAUCAUGAUUGUUUUUUUUUAUAUUUGCUGCAAUCCAGGAACCGUUUAUUCCAAUCAAUUCCAUGAGCGUUAACUUUGUUGCUUGCAAGUAUAUCGCUCUAUAGAUUGCUCACAGUUUCACGAAUGAUGAAAAUAAUGACUCAUUUUUAGGGGGCAACGGCUGUGUUGUGAAAACUGUCAUAUCCAGCCUUUAAAAGCAAGUCAUUGAAAGCACUUUACAAAGGAUUAUUAUAUCCAAGGCGCACUGCUGGGUGAGACUCUAAUUUUACAAAUGGAUUGGUACCCAUUGUACAGUUUAAGGCAACACUGAUAAUCCAGCUUGGCACUUAGCAGACUGUAUAUAACUCCUUGAAAUGCUGUCUUUUUCUGUAUAUAGUCCCCCCGCCCCACUCCUGUGUUUCUUUCUUUCUUUCUUUCUUUCUUUCUUUCUCACUCAUCAGAUUUGACUAUUAAAGCUCAGCAAAUCCUUGUGACAUCCAAACUGUACAGACAAUCAUUAUCUCCUUACAUGAAACCCAUCAAGUCUGCUUGUUUCUCUCACACGUGUGCAUGAAAAGAAGUGAGCGGUUUCUCUAUCGGUGUGACGGAGACUAUUUUGCAGUAAAACACACAGGAGGCUGGUAGAAAUGAGAAGCAGAGAGCUUAGCCGGGACAGCUUUGAAGUGAAAUGAAGUAUAAGGUUAUUGGUAUUAUAACUGCAAUCUAUAACUUCAGCUCUUUCAGAGAUGCCUGCCGCUCUUUUAUUCCCGCGCUAUAAUGACUUUUUGAGCAGUCGCUGUGUGGAAUCUCUACCUUGCACUGGUCAAUAUAUUGGCAGCAUAUACGUAUUUCCACUUAUAAAAUGAGUAUGUGUCUCGAAAAAAAUCUGCUGUGGUGACUUCGUAAGGAAAAAGCCGAAAGAAACAAACAAAACAAACAAAAAACACAGCCAUAGUCCAGCUUUAUUUCUUACAUUUAAUAAAUCUGUGAUGCUACUCUUCUAGUUCAUUUUCCCCCAGAGCCCAGUGUCAUGAGGCUAUAAAAGGAGUAUUUGAGCUACAAAAAGUUAAUUAAUUAGUUCAAAAUAUUAAAAUUUUUUAAAAAGUACACAGAAAACAAGUAAUUUGACAGAAACUACUGUAUAACUACUUAUAGAUUGGUACCUAUUUUACACUAUGCUUCAUAUGCCAUACAUCAUAUAAACAUUAAUUUUCCCACCAGGGGCUCAAAAGAAUUACAGAGUACCAGAGUAACCAAAAAAUGUGAUUACAAAAAGUGUUAAAAACAAGCUGAAUCUUUAAACAAAUAUUUUUAUUUUAUGAUAAAAAAGUAAUUAUGGUAUGUGAUUUUUAAAAUAAUAAAUAAUAAUAAAAUAAAUAUAAAUAUAAUAAAAUAUAUUUGCCCUAUUAUUAUUUUAGUUGGAACAUCAUUCCCAUAAAAUAUGUUUGUCUCCAAACAUCAAAAUACUUUUCAAUCAUAACAUUUGAUUAUGAUAAAUGAAAGCAAAAAAGUACCCCCCACCCCCUUUCAAGGAAAAAAAAAUCCUAAAUUUAAUUGUACUUUUAUUUUAUGUUCAUGUGACCAAAUACUUCUUUAUACAAAGGAGUAUUAGGGCUACAUUGAGAAAAAAACUAAUCUGAGAGUUUAAGAAUAAAGUGGUAAAUUUACAAAAAUAAAGUCUUUUCUCUCACUCUGGCCCGAAUACUUUGCCAUACCUUUAUAAUCCAAACAAUUUUAUUAAAAAAUACAUUUUUCCAAACGGAAACACAUUCCCACAGGCUGUGCAAUGCAACUUCAAUCAGAAAUCAGAAGACAGCCAACAUAUUUCCCUCUAAAAACAACCUCUCUCUCUCUCUCAUCCAACCCUCUGUCCCAUCUCCAGCUGACACAGUGUCCCUGAAUGCACCCCGACCCGUGUCCCCGUUCACCUGUGAACGCCUGGCCGCCUGCUCACUGCCGCUCGCUGCGGCUGGUGGUUGUUGUUGUUUGUCUGGCAACGAGCGGCACACAGAUGCGAGGGCAUAACAGAUGAAUAAACACAAAGAGCCAGAACAAUUACAAGGGGGUGCUGCCCUUCCCUGAUAGGAGGUGGAGAAAAAAACAGCAAAGUGAUUUAUUAUUCAGAGAUGCCAAAGACUAGCCUGUGCUCCACUGCACACGACUGGAUGGGGACCUUUAGUGGGAGAGGCGGCGGGGGGGGGGACACCCCCUAUAUUUUGACACUAGCGCCUAAUGUCAGUGUUGAGAAUAUGCAGGACGUCAGUAACCUUAUUCACUAUAUUCCAUACUUGCUUAACAAAAUCCAUCGAGUGUGAACACUUCCACUCGUCAACAUGUCCGAAAAGACUCAUUGUAUAAUACUAAAUUCUAAAAUAAGAAACUGGAGCCUGUUACAAGUGCCAACUCUUCAAUGUGCUUUCUGAAUCUCCCUCAUUGACUUUAUUUUCUACAAGUCAGUAUGUUGUGUGUGUGUGUGUGUGUGUGUGUGUGUGUAUGUAUGUGUGUGUGUGUACCACUGUAAGUAGAAAAAUAUGGACUUGACCCAACAGCAUUUGAAGGUUUUUACGGAAUAUGCUUGAGGCCCAGUAGGAGCGGCUGCAGCGUACAAUGAACGAGUUAUUUGUAAUUCAAAUGAGAACAUGCCUUGACGGAACGUGUUUUUAUUUGCAAAACAAAAAGUGAGCCAGGUUUGAGAAAGUGAACAUGGAAGUGCAAUGUCAAUAUGUGAAUUCUUUUGGGCAAACUUAACAGUUUUUGUUUUGUUUUUUUUAAAUUGAGUGGGCCUACCUGCUGUAUCUAAAGAGAAAAAAUAAGGUUGUAUUUUAACUGUACUGGUCUGUGACUAUGAUGCUUUUGCUCUGUAUAUUUGGAGAAUA